AUGCAGCAAACCUUGCCUAUAGCGGACGAUUCCAAUCGCAAAGAUAUCAAUGCCAGCAAAGACUUUCCUGCCUCCGAUUAUACGGCAGGUGAUAUCCAAGUACUUGAAGGCCUUGAAGCUGUGCGGGUUCGUCCCGGCAUGUACAUUGGGACCACCGGGCUGAGCGGUCUGCAGCACUUGAUGAUCGAGAUUCUCGACAAUGCAGUGGACGAAGCGAUGGCCGGCUACUGCACCAAGGUCGACCUCCAUAUUUCGGCGGACGGCUUGAUAAGCAUUUCUGACAAUGGGCGCGGCAUUCCGACCGAUGUUCAUCCUACCACUGGCAAGAGCGCACUGGAGACGGUGAUGACUACGCUGCACGCCGGCGGCAAGUUCGGCGGCGGUGCGUACAAGGUCACUGGCGGACUGCACGGUGUCGGGGCAUCGGUGGUGAAUGGCCUGUCAGAGUUCCUGCGGGCGGAAGUUCGCCGCGACGGGGUAAUGAACUCCCAGGAAUAUUCGAGGGGCAUCCCAACGACUGAGCUCACCAGAGAGUCCAGGACGCCCGAACAUGGAACCACUGUGAUGUUCCGACCGGAUCCCGAGAUAUUUGGCGAAAUCGACUACGACUUUCGAUGA
Geodia barretti is the source of this 618-nucleotide messenger RNA. The record is from the annotation of a GenBank genome assembly. Lineage: Eukaryota; Metazoa; Porifera; Demospongiae; Tetractinellida; Geodiidae.